Brettanomyces bruxellensis is the source of this 744-nucleotide messenger RNA. RefSeq lists its product as uncharacterized. The record is from RefSeq and is a predicted model, not a curated record. Gene Ontology annotation, biological process: cellular response to nitrosative stress; nitric oxide catabolic process. Gene Ontology annotation, cellular component: intracellular anatomical structure. Gene Ontology annotation, molecular function: oxygen binding; nitric oxide dioxygenase [NAD(P)H] activity; FAD binding. The transcript has a single exon. The coding region runs from base 1 to 744 and encodes 247 amino acids. Lineage: Eukaryota; Fungi; Ascomycota; Pichiomycetes; Pichiales; Pichiaceae.
AUGGCCGUUUUUUCACCUUCCGAGAUUGAUCUUCUUCGUGGAACUUGGGAUGAUGAUAUAGCAGAAGAUACUCCAGGUUGUUCUGUUUUGUUCUCAUCUUCGACAUUCUGGGUUCAGAUAUAUGAAAAGCUACUUACAGAUCAUCCAGAUUUGGGCAACAUUAUUCCAAGUGUGGACCAUCAAACAGUGGCCUUUGCUUCUCUUGUUUGUACAGCAUUAGACAAUCUUGAAGAUCUAGGUCGAAUGGAUGAAUAUCUUAUGAGACUUGGACGUGUACACACAAGAGUUGUCAAUGUUAAAAAAGGAUACCUUGAGGCCAUGGGAAUUGCCAUCAUUGAUGUGUUGGAGCUUCGAGCCAUGCCUGUUCAGCAGAUAAAAUUAUGGUGUAGGUUAUAUGAAUAUAUUUCAAGUAAGAUGUAUCAAGGGGGUUUGGACCCUCCUGUUAUUUCAGAUGAAAUGAACAGAUCUUCGAAUCCAACAUUUUUCAUGGAAGACUUGAAGAGACCUUCUGACAAUGCUUCCGUGUCAGACUCUUCUUCAUCUCCAAAUUCAAAAACUGUCUUCUCCAUAGCUGAUGAUCAAACGUCAGAUGAUUCUACAGAUGCGUCUUCUAUGGUGAGCUUUCAGCUUGAUAAUAGCUAUGCUGAAAAUUGUGAUUUAAUGAAGAAGAGGAAGAGCCACAACUUUAUGGAAUCGAAAGAUCGUGGAAACUUCUUCAAAUGGCUACAACGGAGGGUGCAGUAG